Labrus bergylta (ballan wrasse) is the source of this 3835-nucleotide messenger RNA. RefSeq names its product dimethylarginine dimethylaminohydrolase 1 (gene ddah1). Gene Ontology annotation, biological process: positive regulation of nitric oxide biosynthetic process; arginine metabolic process. Gene Ontology annotation, molecular function: amino acid binding; dimethylargininase activity. Lineage: Eukaryota; Metazoa; Chordata; Actinopteri; Labriformes; Labridae. The record is from RefSeq and is a predicted model, not a curated record.
CGGUCUGUGCGCGUCACAGCAGCGCCGUGGCUCGCCGGGAGACUGAAAGCAGGGGCUGACUGACACUGAAUGUAGCAGGCUACUGUAAACAAAGAAUCCAAAAACCCCAACAAACUAACAGGGAACAAAUACGCGAGCAGGGCAGCAGAUGGUUAACUGACGGCAGUUUCUCUCAUUCAUUCGCUGAGGGUGUUUUUUUUUUUUUUUGGUUCCUUUUUGUCAGGUUUGAGCGUGCCAAGUAAAGAGAAAGCAAACAACAACAAAAAAAAACAUGGCUGGUUUAAUGGCAGGCUUUGGUUAUUACACCCACGCGAUCGUCCGGGGAAUCCCUGCGUCCCUGGUCAAAGAGGCGCUCCGGACCAGCCAGGCGGAGGUGGAGGUGGACCUCGCCAAGGCGCGGAGGGAGCACGACGCGUACGUCGAGGUCCUGAGCACGAGGCUGGGGCUGGAGGUGGUCGAGCUCCCCGCGGACGAGGAGCUCCCGGACUGCGUGUUCGUGGAGGACGCGGCGGUGGUGUGCGGUGACACGGCGCUGAUCACCAGACCCGGAGCGGAGAGCAGGAGGAGAGAGGCUGAGACAAUGAAAGGAGCGCUGAAGGAUCUGAAUCUGAACAUUGUGGAAAUGACUGAUGAGACCGCCACACUGGAUGGAGGAGACGUGCUGUUUACAGGUCGCGAGUUUUUUGUGGGCCUUUCCAAACGGACCAAUCAGAGAGGAGCAGAGAUCUUAGCUGAUGCCUUCAAGGACUAUGCAGUGUCCACCGUUCCUGUGCUGGAAGGUCUGCACCUGAAAAGCUUCUGCAAUGGGGGACCGGGCCUCAUCGUCAUCGGCUCCAGUGAACAUGCACAGAAAGCUCUCAAAAUCAUGCAGCAGAUGAGCGACCAUCGCUAUGACAAGCUGACUGUGCCCGAUGACCUCGCUGCCAACUGCAUCUACAUGAACCUCCCCGAUAAAGGCCAUGUGCUUCUGCACAGCACAACAGAGGAGUUUCCAGAGAGUGUCAAGGUGUUUGAGAAGUUGAAGGACCACAUGUUGAUCCCCGUUUCCAACAUGGAGAAGGCGAAAGUGGACGGAGCCCUCACUUGCUGCUCUGUACUCAUCAACAAGAAGGCCAACAUCUGAGCACGCUCACCAGGGGGUCUCUCAGUGUAAUGGUAACCGAGCGGACCCUGAAUCCAACCACCAAGGACCCCAGUCAUAUUAGACUGGAUAUUAGAUAAGGGAGUUAAUUUACAUUUAAAGGUCUUAAAAACUGUGUGAAUAGUUAGUUUGACAAACAAAGGCAGAUAAUCUUAGGUUAGUGUUGUCACUGUAGGAAUUAAAAAAAAGUGAUUCUUGAUUUGGAUUUAAAACAUUUUCAUAAAAACACAAUUAUGAGGCAAUAGUCCGGGCUUUCAGGAUGCAUAAUGGAUAAUCAUUUCUGUUCAAGGGUUUGCUACUUAAAAAUGAGUGUACCACUAAAAUACAAAUCUAAUUAACAUCGAAUGUGAAAAAGGGAAAGUUUGAUCUAAGAUCAGAAGAGGAGGAGACCAUGUGCCAUUGGGUAACCCCCAAUUCCCAGACCCAACCCUGAACUUGUGGUGCCCCCGUUCUGUGUGUAGAUCCGUGCUUAUUGCUCCAUGUAUUACAAAAAGAACCACAAAUAACAGAGCACUGGACCAGCCAAACCACAUGGAUCUGAGAUAUGUAGCGCCCCCCCCAAUCAAACAAGUACCAAUCUGCAAUGCAGGUUAAUGAAUUAGAUACCUAAUACAGACGACGUAUACAGUCGGUUUAUACUGUUUAUAUGCAUAGUUUUAACUGUCGUUAUAUUUAGUGUGUAUUUGGUUAAAUUAUCCAAAUGCUACUUGUUGGUAAUGUGAUUUUCAAGAACUGUAUUUUGAAGUUGAAUGAGAUAAUCCUAAUACUGCUGUAACUUGAAAACCUCAAUGAUUCUUUAAAACGUGUGUUAAAUUGCUGACUAUAUAUGUCAUGACGAUACAGUAUGUUCAAACUACCAGCUCAGCAUUGUGUAAUUCUGAAUGUGCAUGGCCUCACUGUCUAACAAAUACAGUUCUUGAAAUGACUUCUAAAGGGGCUUUUGGUAUUGAUGCAGCGCAGCCGGGUGUCAUUGUGAUUUUUCUUUAUGAUUUUGUGAUUGGUAUUGAAAGUAUUGCCAAUGAGACCUGAGGUGCUCUUGCUUUUCAUGCCCAUUACGUAUCAUUGCUAUUGAUUGUAACAGUAUUGGAGACGCCACCAGCCAGAGACGCUAGCUGUAAUCUGCAUGUUAAAAGCUUCCUGUGAUGUAAACAAGAAGUGUUUGUAGCCUUUUGGUUUCGUGGUGAAGCUCGUGCAGCACACAUCCGUUCUCUCAUACACCAAAUUGCUUGUUGGAAAAGUCUUCUGAGAUUCGGUAUAAUAUUCACUUUGUAAGUCAUGGUGCCAUGGGAGGGGCGUCACAAAGUAUAUCCAUCAUUUUAUUGUAAUGUGGUCACUCCUGGCUCCACAAAGCCAACAUUGAAAUGGCCAAAGUGCUAAUUUGGGUCUUCAAAAGGGGCGUUUAAACAAUGGCUGACAUGACGGUGGCUAUCUAUCUAAGCUCUACUUUGUUCCAGUGUUAAACCUCUUUUCCUUGAAUUCCUAAUGCCUUUAUUGAAAUUCUGUUGCCCUACCUGUUAAACUAAUCAGAAUGCCUUGUAGUUUCACACCAUUGCUUCUGCCCUGUGUUGUUGGCUCUUUUUAUUUUCCUCUCUGGCAGCUUUUACUCCAAAACUGCCCGUUAAGAGCACGCUGUGAAUCUGAUGUCUGCUCCUCUAAAUCCAAUCCCAGCAAAUGUGACUGCAGCGAGAGUUUGCACUCAGCAUGCACGACAAGCUUACUGCCCCUGUCUGCUGUGUUUCCAUGCGUGUUCACAAUCCUCUCUGCCAGCAGGAGUUUAAAAAGGAAGUCGAUGUGCUUUUUAUGGCCUUUAAUUCUAUUGUCGCCGAGGGCAGUGUGCACACUUAACGUGUAAAAUGAUUUGAAACGGUACAUGCUGCAGCCCAUCACUCCUGAAACCAUGUUGUGUCUCAGUGUGAUUGUGAGUGAAAGUUGAGGAAAUGACAUCAGGAGGUGAUUCAGCCUCCCUCUGCAGACGUUUGUGUGUAUGGACAAGCGGGCAGUGGUGAUGAAACGCGGAAAGAAUUCCUGCUGGGAGGAGAGGCUUGUACACCAGUAAACACUGACUCUCUUAAAACUUUCUCUGUCUGACGCUGACUCUCUCUCUCUCUCUCCCACCCUCUUAUAUUGCCUCAUACUCAAUCUGGGCAAAUUUAUGGCCAUGAUAUCAUACAGUCUGGCAGACACACUGUAGAUGUGAUGGCCAUGCCGUUAAAGUGUGACAGUAGCAGUAUAUUUUACAGGAGGCGUUUGGCCGGGUGCAGGGUGAUAACAUAGUUUGCAGAGCGUCCAGUUCCAGAAACCUCAGCCAUAAGAGGCCACGGCGUACAGAGUCAAAAAAGUGGAUCUUGGGCUUUUAAUUUUUAUACUUCAGCCCCAAAUCACCUCUAUGCUGUACAGUUCCCAUGAUUUAAAGUUAGAGUAACAUUUCAUAAAUUUUUUGGCUGCAGCUGGCUAGGCUGAAUGUAACCGCUCCUGAACACGUGUGCCGACUUCGUUGAGGGCUUUUUGUUUUUGUUUUUAUCCUCGGAGUAAUCUCCAACACUCAUCCCGUCAGUCAUUAAUGUUUCCUUUUACCUUUUGUUCCAACUCAGGUCUCUUGGUUUUUCCAAACAAAUUGUGAUUAAUAAUGAUUUGAGUCAUUUGAAAUUGAGCCUUCUGUUUACUUUGUGAAAUAAAUUAACAUCUCGCAUUGAA